AUGCUCUUCUCAAGGCGCAGGCAUGCGGCCCGCAGUGCCCAAGAAUGUGCAUUCCUUCCAUCAUCUCCAAUUGACGAGGCAGCUCAUUCCAAUGCAGCUGUCAGCAGGUGCGUCAGUUCAGCCGUUCAGCAGGCACAAAGGCCGCAAGCCUGCAGGGGCGACUCUCAGCACGACGGCAUGUUAUCUACAAGAGCCCGCAGUGAAGAAUAUGCAAACAACAGUGAUACUUCCUUGCCCUCUGACGCAAGUGCCUAUGCCCCCUCCGAUCCGGAUAUAUCAUCAACCGGCUCUGACGGUGCAACCGCUUCUUCAAGGCACCCGCUUCCUUCUAGGUGUUUUUCAGUGCCAGGACAUGCUGCGCACUGUUCAUAUAAAUCUCUUCGUGAGUUUCAAAUGUCUCAAGGCGUUUGCUGUCUCCUCAACGACUCGUGUUCCUCCUGCGCAGUUCCUGGCGUUGGACAGGAUGUGGGGCUCGUAGAAGCACAAGGGGUAGCCGAUGAUCAUGUGGCAACGAAGCUCUCGCGGGGAUUUUGUGGUGCUCAAUCUACGAGGCUGUACUUAAGCAGGUUCAUCGGAUGGUUUGUUAAGUGGUUCGAAGGAUCCGCGUUGCUGAAAGGCUGCAACAAGCUGGUAUGCAAGACUCUGCAUGCGGUGUUGCUGUUCGUGAUCCGACUCCAGCGCCAGCAGCUGCUACGUCGUUUCUGUCCGGACCUGACGGAAAGGUACACGCACGUUCUCAGUGCAGGACGGCUGCGUGCAGAGAGAUGCAGUGUACGUACAGCCGACGGUCAUGAGAUACAUUUUUACCGACUCCGUAAAGUGACGCGCUGCUGCUGCUGUAGGGACUGUGCUUGUGAGGAGGAUGCAAACCAUUCGGAGUUCACGGGUGAAACAGCAGCCAUUGCCAGUUCAUCUACUGCGCAAGUAGAUACGUCAGCGGUUCUGUUUGCAGAAGCCGAUGCAGUCCCGUUGGACGAAUGCAGCAGCAGUGGUGCUGAAAGCAACUGCAUCGACACCGAUUGCAGGGGGCAGGUGUUUUUUUUCGUUCACGGUCUGUUAGAGUCAUCGCUCAACUGGAUAAGUGGGGGCGACCUGUCUCUGCCGUUCCUUGUAGCCACGAGAGGGGGUGAGGUGUGGCUCGCAAAUAGCCGAGGCAACGAGUACACCCGGAAAGUGGCCCCACCUCCCCACAAGCGACUUCAUGCGCAGCAGCAGCACGCAGGUGGUUUCACCCGAUUGCACCCAAAUAUGCAGCAAGACGCUUCGGAGCAAGGUCGAAAACAAUGGAAUGCUGCAGUACGUGAAGCUGCCGAGCAGCCGCAGCAGCACGACACGCGGGGGGACGAACCUCCUCAUGGCGCUCCUGAUUUGACAUCCGGAAAAGAGGCCACUCCUAACAGUGCCAAGGGCGGCUCAAGUCCGACAUGCAGAGCACCGGAGCAAGCAGUCGACGCAAACAUGGAAGGAGCUGCCACGUCUUCAUCCGAUGAAUGCUCUUCGUCUACUCUACACAGCUGCAACGGGCUCAAAGCGUCAGAAGCUGAAGGCACUGCCGUGUCCAAGGCUGCUUUUUUGUCGAGCAGCGCAUGCAGCAGACCGCCAAGCAGCUGCAACUUCAUCAGAGAACGGCCUCAGACGCCGCCGGAAAGACGUGUGGCUUUGCCGAGUGCCGUCGAUAUCCCGCAAUUAGAAGAGAAGGCCCCUACUGACAGGAAAUGCGACGAAGACACUGCAUGCACGUGCUGCAGCAGGCCGCGUGGUGAAGGCAGCUUCGCCACCAGCAGCUGCAAAAGCGGCAGCCGAAGGAACAAAGUCCAGAGGAUCUAUAGGGGCCGAUGCAGCGCCACACCUCCCUUGAAAUUUUCAAAGGACCUUGCUGAAGGCUCCUGGUCUUUUCAUGAGAUGGCCAUGUAUGACUGCGCCGCUCAGAUGCAGUACAUAGCGAUCAACUCGCCGACACUCCAUCGGCGAAGGGCUGCUAUGCGCGGUAUAGUGGCCAUAGGCCAGUCCCAGGGGGCUGCUCAGCUGCUAGCUGCCCUCUCAACGUGUCCAUCGCUGUCUUUGCUGGCUUGUCGGCUGGUGUUGUUCUCGCCACCGUUGAUCUUGCAGCCGCUGCAUCAGCUGCCGUAUGUCGCUUUAGUGUUGUUACGUCUUGGCUCACGCCACCCCACGCUUCUUCUCAAGAUCUUGCGCUUCGUUGUGCACGUUGUGCCGGAAAAAUUCUUGGCUGCCGUGGGAAACGCUGUCGUGGGAUGUGGAAUGCCCGGCAGCAUGCGAUUUUACAGCACCCCCCUACAGCACAAGCAACUCGUUCUCAAUUUCACGUGUACUCCCUCAGGUAAGCCACAGGAUUUUCUUCAUAAACUUUGCGCCGGUAUGCCUUAUGUUGGUUCGAGAGCUGUAUGGUUUUGUAGCGUUGCAUCUGCUCUUAACUUUUGUGUCGUGAUUGUUUCCCUAGGGGGCACGUCUAGGCGGAAUUUCGAACAUUGGCUGCAGCAGCUGACGAGGCCCAAGCCUCUGUCAACACUUGUCUCUCCACGGAAUAGCUCAAGUGUCACUUCCUUGCCUGUACAAUACGAAGCAAGGGCUUUGGGGCAGAAAAGUGCUUUUCUGAAUGACCAAACGGCUCAGUCAGAUCGCCAGGGGUUCCGCCAACCCACGUUUUUAGAGGCUACGCAGCCAUCGCUGCCAGAUUUGACAGAACCUCAUGGUCGGUAUCCCUUGGAAAGGAUCAGCAGCGAAGUGUAUGCGUUCUUAGGCUCACAGGACAACCUAGUUUCUGCAGGCUCCAGCGCGGCAUACCUCGAGAGCUGCAUUCCAAAAGAACGGCUGCACUUGUACGUCGUCAGCGGUCUUGGUCAUCUGGAUUUUGGGUGGGGAAGGGACCGAGCUAGAGACUUGUAUCCUCAUCUGCUCGCGCGUGUAUCUAAAUGCAAUGUAUCGUGUUGCCCAUGCCGAAACGAGACUUGA
Molecule: messenger RNA, 2970 nt
Organism: Cyclospora cayetanensis
Lineage: Eukaryota; Apicomplexa; Conoidasida; Eucoccidiorida; Eimeriidae
Exons: 5
Coding region: 1-2970 (989 amino acids)
Source: RefSeq, a predicted model, not a curated record